Messenger RNA from Symbiodinium necroappetens, 1443 nucleotides. The record is from the annotation of a GenBank genome assembly. Lineage: Eukaryota; Dinophyceae; Suessiales; Symbiodiniaceae.
AUGGUCGCGUUGACAUGCCGCUGGUGGCUCGCGGUGGGCAGCUUGGCCACCGCCGUCGCCUUCAAGGUUGCCGAGGCACCGAUGCAGAUCGUCAAAACCGAUAACGAGACCCUCAAGAAGGAAGUGGAGGGGAUCGCGGCGAAGAACAUGGAGGAAGAGUUCAAGCAAAUGAAUGACAUCCCGAACCCUGCGAACUUCACACUGAACGGAAGCAUGCCAAAUGCCUCCCAGGGUGUUGGUGAGCUCGGGAAGAGCUUCGAGUUCAUGAUGCUGAAGCUGGCCCAGCUUGAGACGCUGUGCGAGUUGCAGCAGGCUGAGCUCGAGACAUUGAGGAAGACGGUGAAAGGUCUUGCCGAGCAUGUGGAUCACCCGGACAGCGUGGCGUCUUUGGUGCAGAAAGACGAGAAAACCAGAAUGCAAGAGACCCAGCAAACCCUGAAGAGGGUGCUCGCCAAGCACGCUCAGCAGCACAAGAACAAGGACUUCCAUCCAAAGGCUUCUCGGCAAAACUACCGCCCGGCUGACGCCAAGCCAGAGUCCCCGAAACAUGCCGGCGAAGCCGGGGCGAGUGACCGAGCCGAGCUGCUGGCAGGAGGAGCCCAGCAGUCGGGAAGCAAAGGCUUGCACAGGUGGGGUGCGGUCGGUGGCUGGGUCGAGGACCGCGUGCAGGAUGUCAAAAGCGUCGCUGAGAGCACAGCGGAUGCCUACGCGGCAGCCACUGACAAGGUGGCCUCCGUGGCCUUCGUUGCCAAUACGGUGAUUGACACCGUGGAGAUGGCCGUGCAGAUCCUUCUGAAAGGCUUCACCGAUUGGGCCGCCGACUGCGAAAUCAGCGGACCCAGCAUUCGGGACUACAUCGAAGAAUGUGAGAUUACGGGCUCCCGAGAGCAAAGCAUGGGCUUUUGGGGGGGGACAAUCAGGAUCCCCAUAAUCGAGUGUAGACGAAGGAGUGUCCUGAUGGCGCUUGACUGGGGUCGGCAGAAGUGUUGGAUCCGCCUGAUGGGCCAGCAGAUUACGCUUUUCGACUUCAACUUUGGGUCCCUUGAAAUGACGUGGCCGGCUCCAAUUGAAACAGCUAUCGACAUCGGCACAGGACUGAGCCACUGUGGCGGUGGCAACAUCUUCACGUGCCUGAGCAACAAGAUCUUGAACCACAUCACGUGGCCCGACAAGUUGAAGAAGGUUGUCGAUGGCAGAGUCCAGGAUCUGCUGCCCUCGCAGAUGCGGAUACUUGCUCACAUCGGGUGGGAGCUGCAGACCCACUGCCACACCCACAACCAUGUUGAGAUGACCAAGUGUCUUGCCAGAUCACUUGCGAAGUACAGUCCACCAGUGGACUUCCUGCCCGACCCGUUGAAGAAAGUUGCUAAUGGCCAAGUCUUGGAUCUUCUGCCUGAUCAAGUAAAACUCGUUGCAGGAUCGACGUACGAGGCUGUCCGGACG